AUGGGAUAUUCCCCAAGCAGAGCAAAGAUCUCUGAGGACUGUGUGGACAUAGACGGACCCUCGGGCUUCAUCUACACUUCUUUAAACUUUAGCUGCGUUUGGAACUCAUCCCACCAUCCGAACCAGAGCCAAGACGGGGACGCAGCGGGAGGCGCAGCGGGAGGCGCAGCGGCGGUACUGAGGAUCGGCAUCUCCUUGGUCUACUGUCUGGUGUGCGUGCUGGGUCUGGUGGGCAACGUACUGGUCCUGCACCUGGUGAAGUCCAAGCAGAUCUCGAAGGAGUCCUCCAUCAACCUCUUCGUCACCAGUUUGGCUCUGACCGCGAUCCAGUUUGUGGUCACGCUGCCGUUUUGGGCUGUGGAGAACGCCUUGGACUUCACGUGGCUCUUCGGUAACGUUAUGUGCAAAGUCAAGUCCUACGUUACGGCUAUGAACAUGUACGCCAGAGUGGUAGAGGAAACCGGAGCUCCCAGAGGAGGUUUGCUAGAGAAGAGCUAG
Messenger RNA from Knipowitschia caucasica, 498 nucleotides. Lineage: Eukaryota; Metazoa; Chordata; Actinopteri; Gobiiformes; Gobiidae. The record is from the annotation of a GenBank genome assembly.